Molecule: messenger RNA, 735 nt
Organism: Panthera uncia (snow leopard)
Lineage: Eukaryota; Metazoa; Chordata; Mammalia; Carnivora; Felidae
Product: rho guanine nucleotide exchange factor 16-like
Exons: 3
Biological process (GO): activation of GTPase activity
Molecular function (GO): guanyl-nucleotide exchange factor activity; protein binding
Source: RefSeq, a predicted model, not a curated record
GAGUGACCGGGCCCGCUGGAUCGUGGCGCUCACACACAAGGAGAGGCAGAGUCCCGCCAACAAAGGAGACCUGCCCCAGGUGGAGGUCACCAAGGCCUAUCUGGCCAAGCAGGCGGACGAGAUCACCCUGCAGCAGGCGGAUGUGGUCCUGGUUCUGGAGCAGGAAGACGGAUGGUUCUACGGCGAGAGGCUGAGAGAUGGGGAGACGGGCUGGUUCCCCGAGGACUUCGCCCGAUGCAUCACCAGCCGCGUGGCCGUGGAGGGCAACGUGCGCAGAAUGGAGCGCCUGCGCGUGGAGACAGACGUGUAGCCCGCUCUGCCCGGCGAUUCGAGGGGCGCAGAUCCACACCCCAGUAAGCGGCCCGGCCCCCAGGAGCCUGACAGCCCGCGGGUCUCCCGAGGCUCUGGGGGCUGCAGUGCCAGCUGCAGACGCAUCCGGUGGGAAGCUCUCACGCGCCGUCACCCCCCCCCCGGGGGCCCCCCUCCCCCAAGCUGUCAGGGCCCCGCCAGCUUGGCCCCACGUCUCCCACACGUCCUGCACCCACCGCACCGCCACGCAGGGCACGUGACUGGACGCAGGACGUGGCCCGGCUCCUCCCUCGCCUCUCCUGCCCCCCAUGUGGGACCGAGGGCCCCACUCUCCGAGAGGAGGUCCCGCCUCAGGGAGCGGACUCUGGUGCCAGUGCUGAAAUCCUGACUGAGGUUUUCACAGACAUUAAAGAAAGUAUUUCUUUA